Molecule: messenger RNA, 1548 nt
Organism: Linum trigynum
Lineage: Eukaryota; Viridiplantae; Streptophyta; Magnoliopsida; Malpighiales; Linaceae
Source: the annotation of a GenBank genome assembly
AUGGAGCCCAUCAACAAUGAAGCAAUCACCAACCAGGGGAGAGGAAGCCUCGUCCAGUCGCAAACCAGGGGCAGAGGGGGACGCCUUGUCCUGUCCUCAACUGGAGGGAGAGGGAUGUCCAUGCUGCUGGGGAAGAUGCUGACAGAGAGCAAGGUUGCAGUGGCAAAAGCGGCUGGAGCGGCUCGUUACGCGUGGGGCUGUUACGGGGAGGUGAACAUUCAACCAACAGAAACCCAAAACCUGUUCCUGUUCACCUUCAAGAGCAGGGAGAUUAGAGAUAAAAUUUGGGAGGAGAGGCCCUGGAGCUUGUCGAACACUAUGACGGCGAUCGAGAAGUACAGCGGAAGAGGGAAGCCCGAGGAUGUUCCGAUUGAAAAGAUGGCGAUGUGGGUUCAGAUCCAUGGCCUGCAUCAAAAUCAAAGGAGUGAGGAGAACAUGGUGGCAAUCGGAUCAAGUUACUUCCUGGAGCUGUUGGAUAUUGACAGAGCAAGCCUGGAAUUUAUCGGGUACAGGAGAUUCCUUCGCAUUCUUGUGGAAGUCGAUAUCAGGGAACCCGUCCCAGUAGGUUUCGAUUUCCCCUUUCUAGAUGAAUUCACAGGAGUUGAGCACUGCGACGAGAUUGAAUUCAAAUAUGAGAGAUUGGUGGAGCUUUGUUACUUCUGUGGCAAAGUUGGCCAUAACUGGCCAACAUGUAGAGCUAUGAAUGAGGAAAGGAGGCAGAAGGGAGUGGCUUACCUGUCCGAAAUCUACACUGCCUCGCUGAAGGCGGGGAUCGAUUCGCCACGAAGAAGCUCCGCGGCUCAGGUCAGGAACAGGGGAGAAGGAAGAGGAAGCUAUCGGGGGAAUGAAGCAGGGGAAAGCAAUUCUGCGACGGAGAGGGGUAGUACAGCAGGGGGGAUGCAGUUAAUCCCACCGGGUUUCAGGAUUCAACGCGUGGAGGAAGGGCAAAUCAAAACGGAGGAUCUGGGGCUAUUGGGUAGGCAGAGGGGAAGGUACAGGGAAGGGAUGGGAGGAAGGGAUAUCUCCGUCGACCUUGAAAAGGCGGCGGAAGAGCUAGAAUGGGGUCUGAGAUUGGGAGAGGGCGGCGGAGGGUGGGAAGCUGGAAACCAGAGAAGGGGAGUGGGGUUGGGCCAGGGAAGUGGGGAGGGGGAAGUGCAAACAGCACUCUCCCUUGGGCUUGGGCCGGUGAUCCAGGAAACAGGUGGGAAGGCCCACGGUCAGCUGAACAAGGGCGGUCUUGAGAAGGCCCAGGGUAAAGAAAUAAGUGGCGGAUCGGGCCUAUAUCAGCAUGUAGAGGAAGAACUGGAGGAAGAAAUGGGCCGGGCCAGAAAGAAAAGGAAGGGGACUAACAGGCUGGAGUUGGUUGGGCCCAUUAUUUAUGAGGGUGCAGUUUUUAUGGGAGGGCAAGAAGGAAAGAAUAGAAAGAAGAAAGGUAUUAGAGGAAAAAAGGGUGCUCAAAGAGUGACGAGAUCGGAAGAGGUGGCGGAUUGUCAGGAAGAUGACUCAAGGGCAGCGGUGGUUCGCCAGAAGCCACCUCAUCCAGAAUGA